Messenger RNA from Puccinia graminis f. sp. tritici CRL 75-36-700-3, 1599 nucleotides. RefSeq lists its product as uncharacterized. The transcript is spliced from 6 exons. The record is from RefSeq and is a predicted model, not a curated record. Bases 1 to 1599 code for a protein of 532 amino acids. Lineage: Eukaryota; Fungi; Basidiomycota; Pucciniomycetes; Pucciniales; Pucciniaceae.
AUGACUCAACAUGCGAUAGUGGGUAUGACUACAGAGGCUCAUGUCGGCGAACCACUUGACCAGUUUUCGGAAGUUGGUCGCGCAGCAUCGAGAACCAAGAGCGGAACUGGUUUGUUUAUAGAACCAAUCGAUCACGGGAAGCUUGAUGGGAAAAAACAGAUUGUCGAUAAUAAUCACGAGCAUGGAAAUAUUCCCGAGGGGUUGGAGGCAAGGAAAGUUGAGAUGCAAUGGAUGGUGAAGGAACGUAAUCAACUUUGGGAUUGGAUUGAUUAUCUCUCACCGCCAGAAUCCUCAAGAAAACUCUCUGGAAUGAAAAAGGAAUUAGCACAGCUCCAUCGUGCUCUUGUAAGGCCCACUCAUGAGAGAGUGUACAAGAUGGGUGGACAUGAGCUUUCCGAGGAAUUCCUCGCGACCAAACCAUGGGACUCCCAGCCAGCCGCCAGCAGGGCCAACAAGAUCCGUGAAGAGGAUAAAAAAAGCUAUCUUCAAUCGACCCGGGAUCAUCUGCAAUUUGUGAAGUUGAAAGCUGGGCAGAGAUCAGCUUCAUCCCUCUCCCAGCCGCUCCUUGAGUCCCACGAAGCGUAUGUUCGAACUCCACCGAUCUCGCCCAAGAAUCACCUAUCUUCGAGCAGUCCCUGGAUGCCUACGGAAGCUGGAAAACCACAAAAAAUCCUCACAGUUUUCGAGUUCGCUCUAAAAGAAAAAGAUAUUCCAAUUGGCGACUUGCACAUUAUGGGGUUUAGAUCGGUGAACAGAGUCCUUGGUCGCACCGAAAAGAUAUUCCAGCUCAAAAUUUUGGAAACUUGCUAUCAUUUGGCCGAUCAUGUUAAGCGGUAUCGACUGUUGUCUUCCGAGUUCCUCAACGAGAUUGAACUCUUCAAGGCAAAGUCUGUCAAAGAGAUGGUCGGGCUCCAUUUGCAGCUUGUUUUACGCAGGUGGGGGGAACAGUUUUUUGACGCUCCUAACUCGAUAGUUCCGGAGCUAGAAUUUUUGACGUCCAGUCCGACGACAGCUCACUUUCACAGGUCCAUCGAGGCCCUUCCUGCUGAAGAUCAGAAGGAGAUUGUCCAAAUCGUCCUGAAUACCAUAUUGAUGCACGCGUCGGAUCACCUCCCUGCGGAGUCGAAGGAGAAGGAGAGUGAACAAUUUGAAAGAGCUCGCAAAACAUUUCUCCAGGUCAACUUGUACGAGCGAGCGCAAGGAACUCGCGCCAAAGACACAAAGCACCAUGGCGAAAACCAAAAUCGAUCAGUCGUCAAUUUGACCAGAGAUCUCAUCCAAUUAUUUCAAAAGCCCGAAAUGAGCACUACGAACGCAUACCGACGAAGAAUAGAAUUUCAACUGGUGUAUUACAUGUUAGAUUUUUUGAACAGACAUCAUCAUCGGAUCCAAAAGACAAUCGAACAGCCCGAGGGGGACUACUUGCUUCUGAAAGAUCAACUCAAAUUCAUGAGAUCUUUCCUGGGACGCUUCCGGAACAUCUACCAAGGCCAGACAACCAGCCCGAAGAACGUCAACACGUUGCGAAAACUGACAAAGAAGGCCAACUCAAGUUCUUUGGAAGAUCGCCCCUUCAGCAGUUGGAUCCAUGGUCACUAG